Molecule: messenger RNA, 1442 nt
Organism: Ostrea edulis (European flat oyster)
Lineage: Eukaryota; Metazoa; Mollusca; Bivalvia; Ostreida; Ostreidae
Exons: 5
Coding region: 29-625 (198 amino acids)
Source: RefSeq, a predicted model, not a curated record
UAUUGGACACAGAUAAAACAGACAAAAAAUGAAGACAAUUGUGUUCAUCUGUUCUGCUUUGGUAAUCUGUACUAAAGCUUUCUUGCCUUCUGAAGAGAGCAGUGAUGGAAGGGCAGAUUACACUCAUGCUAGCAUCACCGAGAAGGCUAUUUACCACGCUGCUUCUGACGUCAUACUUAGCAUCGCCAAUACCAGAAAACACAGCGCCUCUGAUAUUCGUGACACUCUAUCUAAAUACAUCGACCGAGACACGUUAUUAAACUUCGCUAAAGCUGUGACGGAUAUCGUGAAUGAAAACAACAUGGCUCAAAGAAACUACAUGGACGAUGCUUCAAGAACGAUGACCUGCGAACAGAUUGUUGCAGGCCAUCUACUUCUUCAAUCAUUGAGAGACAACAUAAUCUACCAUUCACAAGCUGUCGAUCCUAAUUGGUACGCUGUCAGAGAACUGAUUGGCCAAUAUCUCUUUACAAUGCAAGAGUUUUACAGCAGUACAAAUUGGGUAGAAAUGUUUGGCGAUAAAGUCUGUCAAGAACUAGGUGCAACUGGUAAAUUUCUCCCUUUGAAUGUCUCCAGUCCCGACAUGGUCACAUGCAUCAACCGUAACUACUCCAGUGAGGCGUAAGCAAACAUUCUUUUAAAGACCAAAACAAACACAGUGUCAUAGAUUAAAAAGUUUCAAGUAGAAAUACAGCAUUAACAUUAUGCAUGAAUUAUCAAAUUACAAAAUUAGAGAAGAAUUUUAAAAAGAUACAUAACACAAAUAAUAUGUCAGAAAUACCAUUUUCUGUAUUAGUGUUCGGGGAUUUUCCGAUAUUGACAAUAUGAGAUCAGAAAGGCAAGUGCUUACCAGUGGUUACACGAGCUAUCAACAAAUUAUCAAACCCUUAGGCAACUUUCCGCCCGGUAUGGGUAAAUGUAGUCACGGAGAUCCACGUGAUGAUAGUAAACAUAUUCCAGCAACAGGGGGACUAAGUAAGGAAACGUCAAGUCCGGAGUUGUCUCCUCAUUUUGACCUCCAUCAACAAGCGGGUGAAGCUGCCAUUCAGGCCUCUGUUGAUUUCUUUAUCGGAAAUGGUACUUGCAUUUGAUCAAAGACAAUGCGUUAAGUCAGAUUCUUUAAUAAUAUAACAAUGAAUGGAAUUCAAUUUCAAAUUGUUUUGUUGUCAGAUUUUGAUUGGUCUUCGGUAUACAUACUGUGCAUGAAUAAUCAUUUUCACUAACAUUCCAGAAACUAUCAAACAAAUAUUUUUUAAGUGUUUAUAUAUAUUUUUGUGUAAUUCUAAUGUUUGUUUUUACAUCUUUUCCCACAAAUGGACCGGAUGUCAAAAUGUAGUUGAACAAAACAUCACUACCAAUGUGAAAACUGUCCAUGAUUAUUAGAAAACCAAUACAAAAAUAAAAAAAACAAAAAAAAAACAUAAAAAGAUAACACGUGAAGG